This is a messenger RNA of Castor canadensis (American beaver), 1347 nucleotides long. Lineage: Eukaryota; Metazoa; Chordata; Mammalia; Rodentia; Castoridae. The record is from RefSeq and is a predicted model, not a curated record.
AUGGGCCUUGUUUCCUGUGUCUUUGUAGAAUAUAUCUGGACUUUGCGAAUGACACAUGUGCUCUGUACCGUUACAUUUGAUUCAUUAGAAUCUAAUAUUAAGUCGGACCAAAUUAUAACAGCUAUAAAUGGAAUAAAAGAUAAAAAUUUCAUGCUGCACUAUGAGUUUCCUCCUUAUGCAACUAAUGAAAUUGGCAAAGUCACUGGUGUAAAUAGAAGAGAACUUGGGCAUGGUGCUCUUGCUGAGAAAGCUUUGUAUCCUGUCAUUCCCAGAGAUUUUCCUUUCACCAUAAGAAUCACAUCUGAAGUCCUAGAGUCAAAUGGGUCAUCAUCAAUGGCAUCUGCAUGUGGUGGAACCUUGGCAUUAAUGGAUGCAGGGGUUCCAAUUUCCUCUGCUGUUGCAGGUGUAGCAAUAGGAUUGGUCACCAAAACCAAUCUAGAGAAGGGUGAAAUAGAAGAUUAUCGUUUGCUGACAGAUAUUCUGGGCAUUGAAGAUUACAAUGGUGACAUGGAUUUCAAAAUAGCCGGUACAAAUAAGGGAAUAACUGCAUUACAGGCUGAUAUUAAAUUACCUGGAAUACCAAUAAAAAUUGUGAUGGAGGCCAUUCAGCAAGCAUCAGUGGCAAAGAAGGAAAUAUUACAGAUAAUGAACAAAACCAUUUCAAAACCUCGAGCAUCUAGAAAAGCGAAUGGACCUGUUGUAGAAACUGUUCAGGUUCCACUAUCAAAACGAGCAAAAUUUGUUGGACCAGGUGGAUAUCACCUCAAAAAACUUCAGGCUCAAACAGGUGUAACUAUAAGUCAGGUGGAUGAAGAAACAUUUUCCAUAUUUGCACCAACACCUAAUGCAAUGCAUGAGGCAAGAGACUUCAUUACUGAAAUAUGCAAAGAUGAUCAAGAGCAGCAGUUAGAAUUCGGAGCAGUUUAUACCGCCACAAUAACUGAAAUCAGAGACACUGGAGUAAUGGUAAAACUAUAUCCAAAUAUGACCGCAGUACUACUUCAUAACACACAACUUGAUCAGCGAAAGAUUAAACAUCCCACUGCCCUAGGAUUAGAAGUUGGCCAAGAAAUUCAGGUGAAAUACUUUGGGCGUGAUCCAGCAGAUGGAAGAAUGAGGCUAUCUCGUAAAGUGCUUCAGUCUCCAGCUACAACUGUUGUCAAAACUCUAAAUGACAGAAGCAGUAUAGUAAUGGGAGAACCUAUUUCACAGUCAUCAUCUAAUUCUUCCCGGUGACUUUUUUUUUUUUAAGAUACUUGUAGGGUGAUAGUCUAUAGACCAAACUUUUAGUAGUAUUCUCUAAUGUAUAGGUUUAUAUAUAGUAUACAUAUGAUCUAAUUAUUGGUA